Molecule: messenger RNA, 846 nt
Organism: Daldinia decipiens
Lineage: Eukaryota; Fungi; Ascomycota; Sordariomycetes; Xylariales; Hypoxylaceae
Product: glycoside hydrolase family 61 protein
Exons: 2
Coding region: 1-846 (281 amino acids)
Source: RefSeq, a predicted model, not a curated record
AUGCCUUCCUUAAGUGCAACACUUUUGGCUUUGGCCGCCUCAGCACAGGCAGUCCUAGGCCAUGGCCACGUUCGAAGAGUAAUUGUCGACGGUGUAACUUAUCCGGGUUAUGAGCGUUGGUCAACCGAAGAUCAAAGUCAAGCUGUCACAUGGCAAUUCACGACGGAAGACGAGGGACCAGUUCCGGUAACAUCACUCAGCGGCCCCGAUAUCAUCUGCCAUCUUGGAGCGACAAAUGCUCAGGCCUCGAUCCCAGUGGCUGCCGGUUCUCAACUGCAUGUCGUGCGUUUUAAUACGAUAGGCGGUUUCGAGCACCCUGGUCCCGAGAUGCACUAUCUCGCUCCGUGCGGUGAUGCUGGUUGCGCCAAUGUCGACAAGAACAACCUUCGAUUCUUCAAGUUCUUUGAGAACGGUCUCGUUAAGGGCGGUAUGGCAGAUAGCCCUCAGUGGGAAACCCAGAAGUGGGCUACUACCGAAGUCCACAAGAUCGUUCAGCCGGAGGGAGAAGGGUUUGUUGACACAUUUACGGUCACGAUUCCCGCGAACAUCCGGCCUGGCCCUUACGUCCUCCGACAUGAGGUUCUUGGAUUGCACAAGGCCCAUGAAGGUCAAGCAGAGUUUUACCCCCAGUGCAUCAACCUCGAGAUCUCAGGCUCUGGUGACCAGCAACCGGAGGGUAUGCCUGCUACUGAAAUGUAUCACAGCAGCGACCCUGGUGUUGCUCUGAAUAUCUGGGUCGAUCUUGAGUCAUAUCAAAUUCCCGGACCGGCGGUCUCUAACCUCUCCUUCAAGAGAGAUACCAAGGCACGCGCUGCCAAGCGUCACCCCCGAGACCUGAAGCACUAA